Messenger RNA from Rodentolepis nana, 504 nucleotides. Lineage: Eukaryota; Metazoa; Platyhelminthes; Cestoda; Cyclophyllidea; Hymenolepididae. The record is from the annotation of a GenBank genome assembly.
AUGGAAGGCGCCAACGGAAUCGUUCAUUCGGGCCAAACACCCGAAGAGAUCGCGGAAGAGAAAUUGAAGGCGAAAUAUCCGAACAUUGGUGUGCAGAGUCAAUUGAUCUUACAGAAACGUCUUAAUAAAAACGUAAAAUACUUUGACUCUGGUGAUUACAAUAUGGCUAAGGCCCGCUGCAAUAAUUCUCAGAAAGCUGGUAUGCUGAAAGCCCAAACAGCAUCUGCGAUCCCGGAGCUUCCAGUUGACGUAAUCGCGGCUCAGCAGACUGGUGACACUAUUCCUACUCCUGAUAACGUUCCCGCCGUACGCAAGAAAGCUGUCGAGUUGCAACACGAGCUUCAGCACCAAGGACAGAGUGCCACUCCUGCAAUUGGGCUGACAACUGUAAACACGACGGCCGCUGCUUCAGUGGCUCCUCCUACUUCACCAUCUUCGCGUUCACCCACUGGGCCCGCGGCAGAAUCACACUUUGUCCAUCUCUCUUCAGCCUUGGACAAAUGA